CAGGAGAAGGGCAGGGGGACCCGGUCCUGGAGGUUGGGGUGUGGGUGUUUCAGACUCAGGUGGGUGGUUGGAAGAAGUGGGAGGAAUGAGACUAAGAUCAUGAGCCAUCAGCUCCUCUGGGGCAGGCUAUAGGACAACAAAACUCACCAAAGGACCAAGCACACCAGGCACCAUGGGACAGUGUCGGUCAGCCAAUGCUGAGGAUGCCCAGGAAUUCAGUGAUGUGGAGAGGGCCAUUGAGACCCUCAUCAAGAACUUCCACCAGUACUCCGUGGAGGGGGGGAAGGAGACGCUGACCCCCUCUGAGCUACGGGACCUGGUCACCCAGCAGCUGCCCCACCUCAUGCCGAGCAACUGUGGGCUGGAAGAGAAAAUCGCCAACUUGGGCAACUGUAGCGACUCUAAGCUGGAGUUCGGGAGUUUCUGGGAGCUGAUCGGAGAAGCAGCCAAGAGUGUGAAGCUGGAGAGCCCUGCUCGUGGGAGUUGAGAGCUCCCCCUGGAAUUCCUGGCAGGUGUUGGGCAGAGGGGAACUUAGAGACUGUGGUCUGCAAAUAAAAGCUCCUCCCUUCCACCACCGCCUAUUCCCCAGCCUGCAGCUCUCCUCUCCUCUGCAAAGUCCAGGUCUCAGCGGCCUUCCCAGGGCUUCUGGGCACUUCCGUCCUGGGUGCUCCGUGGCGCUUAUGGGGCCAGGAGCCCCCACCAGAGGGAGGCUUGGGGGUGGGUCGGGCCAGGGAUGGAUAUUGAGGGAUGGUUGGAGGGAUAAGGACAGUGCAAGGGCCAAGGAAUUUGGUAGUGGGGGAGGGCAGAGAGAAGCUGGGCUAUGGGAAAUGAUUUGAAGAAUAGGGCUGGGAAUAUGGCUGGAUAUUUGGAACUAAAAUUGGUCUUUAAGAACCUACCCCUCCUAAUGUCCUCCCCAACCCAAAUGGUGGCUGUCUGUUCCGUGCUGUCUCUUCCUGCCUCCAGCCCUGCUCUAGCCUCCUCCCAGGACCCUCCCUGGGCUAGGGCAGGGGAGCAGGGAGAGCAGGGCCGGGGGAGAGGCUGAGGAGGGUGUGACCUUGGGGUGACAGGACCAGCUGGGUGCUUGGGCAUUUACAGAAUGAUGGUUUAUUUUGUAUCAUUUGAUUAAUAAAAAUAUGAAAAAA
This is a messenger RNA of Microcebus murinus (gray mouse lemur), 1142 nucleotides long. NCBI's taxonomy places the organism in Eukaryota, Metazoa, Chordata, Mammalia, Primates, Cheirogaleidae. The record is from RefSeq and is a predicted model, not a curated record.